Cladophialophora bantiana CBS 173.52 is the source of this 2625-nucleotide messenger RNA. RefSeq lists its product as uncharacterized. The record is from RefSeq and is a predicted model, not a curated record. The transcript has a single exon. Gene Ontology annotation, cellular component: membrane; m-AAA complex. Bases 1 to 2625 code for a protein of 874 amino acids. Gene Ontology annotation, biological process: protein-containing complex assembly; mitochondrial protein processing. NCBI's taxonomy places the organism in Eukaryota, Fungi, Ascomycota, Eurotiomycetes, Chaetothyriales, Herpotrichiellaceae. Gene Ontology annotation, molecular function: metalloendopeptidase activity; zinc ion binding; ATP-dependent peptidase activity.
AUGGCGGCAAGCUACCUGCGGCCGCAAUUGAUGCGCUCGUCAAAAGCUGCUUUUGAGUGCGCAUUCUGUGCCCAUCGCCGCUCCGCCCAAUUCGCCAGACUACGAUACACUCGGUCAUUACGUCCGCCUCUGUCGAGAUUGUAUGCAACGGUGACCCCUGGUGAUCCAAAGCCGCCUUCGGAAGAUCCUGAAAAGCCGAAGAGGAAGCCUGAGAAUGCUGAGAAGGCCGAGAAAUCUGCAGACGGAGCUGGGAAACAGGACCAAAAUGCAGAACCAGAGUCAAAGAAGGCCGGCACCCAAGAGUUUUCUCCCCUCACACCAGAAGAGAUUAGACAGAUCGACGAUGUCGCCCAAAUGAUUAAGACGGGUCUCCCCAAGGCGCAAGCCGACGCCGUUGAUGAAGCUGCCGAGCUUAUGAAAAAAGGUGGAAUCCCCAAAGAACUCCGAGAAGUUCUUGAAGCGCGGCGGAAGGAUCCAAGCAAGCGAAUCGACCUUGGCACCACGGUGCGUCUUGUGGGACUCUUCACCAAGAUGUCGCGCAUGACCCCAGAGGAGGUUCGACAACAAUACGGCAAGGGCGCCACACCGGAUGAAACUCCACUGUUCGAUCAGUCAAACAAGAGCGAGGAACAUCAUAAACAACGCAAAGAAAAGCAGAAGCAGCAGCAGCAGCGGCAGCAGCAGGGUGGACCCAAAGUCUACGAGUUCAAGCUCGACGCCAGCACAAUGAUCAUGACCGCCUUCAUUACCUACUACUUGUACCGAAGCCUGUACCCUGGGGAGACAAGUCGAGAAAUUACGUGGCAGGAAUUCAGGACUACCUUCUUUGACAAAGGCCUGGUCAGCAGACUCACCGUCAUCAAUCGAAACCGAGUCAAAGUCGAACUACACCGUUCCGCUGUCGCACAGAGAUAUCCAGAGUCGCCUGCGGCUCAACCCAACUUCUAUUACUACUUUUCAAUUGGCUCGGUGGAAGCUUUUGAGAGACAUUUGGACGAGGCACAACAAGAAUUGGGUAUCCCCGCGAACGAAAGAAUACCUGUGGCUUACUCUGAUGAAGUUCCGCUGAGCGCCGCCAUCUUCUCUUUUGGCCCAACCCUUCUCUUUGUGGGUGCUCUGUUCUGGUUGUCGAGGAGAGCGGCAUCGGGUGCUGGUGGUCAGAGUGGGAUCUUCGGCAUCGGCAAGUCAAGAGCUAAAAGAUUCAACCACGAGACCGACAUCAAAAUCAAAUUCGCCGAUGUUGCUGGUAUGGACGAAGCAAAGCUGGAGAUCAUGGAGUUCGUCUCUUUCUUGAAAGAUCCUUCGAAAUACCAAAGACUGGGCGCCAAGAUUCCUCGAGGAGCCAUUUUGUCCGGUCCUCCGGGUACUGGCAAGACGUUGUUGGCCAAGGCGACUGCCGGUGAAUCCGGUGUUCCAUUCUUCUCUGUCUCCGGUUCCGAAUUCGUAGAAAUGUUCGUUGGUGUCGGCCCAUCUCGAGUGCGGGACCUGUUCGCAAAUGCCCGAAAGAAUGCUCCGUGCAUCAUCUUCAUUGACGAAAUCGACGCCAUCGGCAAAUCUAGGGCGAAACAAAACUUUGGUGGCGGCAAUGAUGAGCGCGAAUCGACCCUCAACCAGAUCUUGACCGAGAUGGAUGGUUUCAAUACCUCCGAACAAGUUGUCGUCCUUGCCGGUACCAACAGACCCGAUGUUCUCGACAAAGCUUUGAUGCGACCGGGUCGAUUUGAUAGACACAUUGUUAUUGAUAGACCAACCAUGGAGGGCCGCAAGCAAAUAUUCAAAGUCCAUCUCCGCAAGAUCGUCACUCACGUCGACAUGGAAUACCUCACCGGCCGUCUGGCGGCUUUGACGCCGGGAUUUUCAGGUGCAGACAUUGCCAACUGUGUAAACGAGGCCGCCCUCAUCGCCGCUCGCUCGAACGCAGCGUCCGUUGAAAUGCUUCACUUUGAACAAGCAAUCGAGCGUGUCGUUGGCGGCCUUGAGAAGAAGUCAUUAGUCUUGACGCCGGAGGAGAAGAAAACCGUCGCGUACCACGAGGCUGGUCAUGCUAUCUGCGGUUGGUUCUUCAAGUACGCCGACCCCCUUCUCAAAGUGUCUAUCAUCCCUAGAGGUCAAGGUGCCUUGGGCUACGCCCAAUACCUCCCCGCUGGUGGUGGUGAUGUGUACCUGCUGAACGUCAAGCAACUGAUGGACCGCAUGGCCAUGACAUUGGGCGGACGCGUCAGCGAGGAAAUCUGGUUCGAUACUGUGACGAGUGGGGCAUCUGAUGAUUUCAACAAGGUCACACGGAUGGCUACGGCUAUGGUCACCGAAUGGGGCAUGUCCCCCAAGAUCGGAUACUUGCACUACCGCGACGAUGAGCAGAGACUACACAAGCCUUUCUCGGAAGAAACAGCGCGACACAUCGACGAGGAAGUCCGACGCAUUGUGGAUGAAGCGCAUAAGCAGUGCAAAGAUCUCCUAUUGGAGAAAAAGGAUCAAAUGCAGGCUGUGGCGGAGGAGCUUUUAAAGAAAGAAAUGCUUGUCAGAGAUGAUUUGGUGAGAAUACUGGGGCCGAGACCAUUUGAGGACCCGGGCGACUUUUCGAAGUACUUUAGCGGUGAACAGGGACAGAAGAGCGCACCGUAA